Rubroshorea leprosula is the source of this 601-nucleotide messenger RNA. NCBI's taxonomy places the organism in Eukaryota, Viridiplantae, Streptophyta, Magnoliopsida, Malvales, Dipterocarpaceae. The record is from the annotation of a GenBank genome assembly.
GACAUGUCAUGUCCUUGCCCACCCCAACAAAAGUGAGGCCCACCAAAAUUACGAAUUUGCCAUCAUCUUCUUCCUCGAGCAAACAAACCCAACACCAAACAAACCCAGCACCUGGGUUGAAUCGAACCCAACAACGCCCUUUUUUUUUCCUUCAUCUUCCUUGCCUUGCUUUCUUCAUCAUCAUCAAACACCAAACCCACAAAAAAAUAUAUAUGUUUUUUACCCCUGGGUUCUGUGAACCCAUGCCUGGGUUUGACGGAACCCAAGGUCGAGUUCCAUGGAACCCAGCUGGUUCGCCGCUGGGUUCCAAAGAACCCAGCGGCAAAGCAGCUGGGUUCGAAGAACCCAGGUGUGCUGGGUUCACGGAACCUAGGGUCGGGUUCCAUGGAACCCAGCUAAUUCGCCGUUGCGUUCCAUGGAACCCAGCGCCUGGGUUCCUUGGAACCCAACCUGGGCAAGCGUGCUGGGUUCGCAAGGAACCCAGCACCUGGGUGGUUUCGAAGGAACCCAAGCCUGCUGGGUUCCGAGGGAAAAGAGAAGGGAAAGGGGAAGGAGAAAGAAAAAAGAAAAAAAAAAGAUAAAAGAAAAAAAAUUUUAAAUU